Linepithema humile (Argentine ant) is the source of this 4770-nucleotide messenger RNA. RefSeq names its product Insulin receptor substrate 53 kDa (gene IRSp53). Gene Ontology annotation, biological process: actin filament bundle assembly; positive regulation of actin filament polymerization; plasma membrane organization. Gene Ontology annotation, cellular component: nucleoplasm; cytosol. Lineage: Eukaryota; Metazoa; Arthropoda; Insecta; Hymenoptera; Formicidae. The record is from RefSeq and is a predicted model, not a curated record. Gene Ontology annotation, molecular function: protein binding.
AGCGGCUCUCUCGCGCUGCUCAGUGGUCUCGCGUGCAUCGAGCUGAGUGUAUCGUUUUUGCGUCGUCCUCUCGUUCGCGAGGUGUUCCGGUCUCCCUGCACUACGUAUUCAAGCCGUCUCUUCCGCGGAAAUCGGGAGAGCACGAUCAAGCUUGGGAAAGCGCCCCGCUUUCAAACCGCUACCCGGCCACGUGAGAUCCGGUCUCGGGAGGACGGGAAAAUAUGAGCAUCUCGUGAAGUCGAGAGCAGUGGAGUUUUUCAUCCGGCAGAGGUUAUCAUGGAAACUGAGGAACUCACCAGACUCGUCGACGAGAUCUACAAGAAUAUUCUGGACAAGUUUAAUCCUGGCGCCAGGCAGCUGAUCAACGCGGGAAAGGCAUAUCUGAAGGCUCUUCACGGCGCUGCGGCGGCUUCACGUGUCUAUGUCGAUGCUUUGUCCCGAUUAGCUCGUCAAGCUCAAUUGGGAACAUGGGGCGGCUCGAAGGAUGUGGGUUUCGCGCUGAUGAGGAUCGUCGAGGUGUACAAGGAGAUACAGGAUCAGGAAAUGAACAUCUUAAAAGCAUUCUACGUGGACCUGCUAGUGCCUCUGGAGACCAACUUGGAGAAGGACACGAAAGUUGUCCAGAGCGAGCAGAAAAAAUUUCUUCAGCAACACAAGACCAGAUCCGAGACCUACAGCAAGGCGGCCGCGACUAUGAAGAAGCAACGGAAGAAGUCUAGGGCCGCCAAUAAGAGCGGCCUUGCCAUGGACAAGGAGCUGAAGAAUAUGCAGAUUCUCGAGGAGGAGAAGACCAAGCUCGACGCCUUUUGCGAACAGAGCUUGAAGAACGCGAUGACUCAGGAGCGACGACGAUACGGUUUCGUGCUGGAGCGACAAUGCUCCUUGGCGAAGCACUAUGCGAGUUUUCAUGAGGUUGCAUUGGCCGCGCUUCAUCCCUCGGUUGAUAAAUGGCGCGAGGUCGCCGCCACGAGGGAAUAUUUGCCCCAGUCGGUGGAGGACAUGUUCGCUUCCAGACUCAGGCAAACGUCGUUCUGGCCGGAAGACGAGGAGAACGGUGGCUCCGAACCGACGACGAUGAGUUCGCAGCUGCGAAAAACCAGGAGCAUGGACAGCUCCUGCCUGGAGCUGCGACUAGGCCCGCUGUCCGGAAAUCCGCCGUCAUCUGCCAGCCAUCUUGGUCCAUCGUCGCAUCUCCCCGCAGUCCUCUCUAGAGCGAGGUCGGAGGCCAACCUACACGCCUCGACAUUAUCCCUCGGUCCCGAGGUUCCAGAGACCCCACCCCGGCCUCGGUCCAUGGCGCCCCCCGCGUCCCGCAGCAGCGGCGGCGGCACCGGAGUCAGCAUCGGGGGUUGGGACGCGCCUCUCGCUAGGGCUCUGUUCGCCUAUCUCAGCUCGGGGGAGAAUCAGCUGAGCUUUCUCGAGGGUGAUCUCAUCGCUUUGAUGGGAGACCGUCAGAAGGGAUGGCAGUUUGGCGAGAACCUCCGUACUCAAAGCACGGGAUGGUUUCCCCUGGCGUACACCGAGAUUAUAAUCGAUGACACUUUGGGAUCGCCGAGCCACGCAGCAAGCAAUGGUAGGACUCCGGAGCCGCAAGCGGUGCCGCCGUGCAAACCGCCCCCGUCUCGACCGCCUCUAACUCCAGCCAACAUCGACGAGUCAUCCGUGGGUAAUACCGGUGCCGGGAAUAGUUCCGCCAACAACAUGAACGCCAACAACAAUAGUAGCAACGCCGGCACGCCAGUUAACAACGCGAAUGUCUUGGCGACUCCCACCGCGCGCCAAUCAAAAUCCAUCCGUCCAUCGGGCACGCUGCCCGCGGUAUUAGCCGGAGGGCGAAGGGUGCAACCGCCGGUGCCUCCCGUGCCACCUCCGGCAAUGACGUCUCUUCACAGCAGCAACGACAGCGGCUUCUCCAACGAGCCCCCGGUGCAGCCUGACGUCGAUUACAGCGACGACGAGGCAAUGAGACAACGGCGCCGGAAGCCGCGCAGCGGAGGGGAUCGUCCGUCCCCGAAGGACGAGAAGCAACCGAAGGACAACUGGGAGAACGACUCCUGGAAGACGAUCCCGCGGACGGACGACAAGUCCUGGCAGCUGUAUCGCACGGCGAUGGACCUCUGGGCGGAGUCCAAGGUCAAUAAGGCGGGCGAGGACUCGAAAAAGUACUUCGAGAUGGCCAACGGCGACUUCGCGCUGGAGAACGGCGACGUGGCGAAGAAGAAGAAGAGCAAGCAAUCGGCACAGGCGCCGAGCGAGCGGCCCAGCGCGAAUCAGCGCACGAAGAUGACGAGCGAGCGCGACGCCCAUUUCAACAACCGUCGCGGCGAUCAGCGGCGCGUCGACAAGCGGACGCAGGCCGAGACCGAGGAAGAGGAGGACGAGGAGGAGUUCAGCGCCGAGUAUCGCGGCAAUAAAUUCUACGCGGACGAUCAGGAGACUCAGCAGGAGCAAAGGAAGGGGGGGCACAAUUUCGAAACGAGCAAGUACGGCAAGUCCUCGAGCUCGUCGUCGGAAUCCGACGACGAGAGCACCAUCACCAUCCCGGAACCGGGUCGCAAAGUCGAGCACAUCACGCAGAAGCUCGAGCAGACCGCGCAGAAGUACGCGCGCGAGCACAGUCCGCCCAAGUUCCUCGAGCGGCGCGAAAGAGCGAGCGCGGCGGAGUACAAAAGUCUGGAGAGGGAAGCGGCUUUCUCGCGCGAUCGUCACGAGAGAGCCGGCGCGGAGUACAAGAGUUUGGAGCGCGGUCGGAAUAGCGGGCAGAAAGACGCGGAGCGACGCGAGGAGAAACGUUCGCGGGACGACAAGCGCGCGCGCGACGACAGGCGCUCGCUCGAGCGAGGCUCGCGCGAGGACAAGCCGAGCUUCGAGCGCUCGCGCGAGGACAAGCAAAGCUUCGAGCGCGCAAGAGAGGAGAAGCAGAACUCGGAGCGCAUGAGAGAGGACAAGCAGAACUACGAGCGCUCGCGCGAGGACAAGCAGCGGUUCGAGCACUCGAAGGAGGACAAGCAGAGCUUCCAGCGGCCGCGCGAGGAGGCGCAAUCGUACGAGCGGGCCCGCGCGACCAGGCACGAGCUGGAGCGCGCGUACAUGGAGCAGCGGAAGGAGGCGAUGGGUUACGAGCGAACGUUCGAGAAGAAUCGCAACAGGACGGUCGAGCGAUUGUCCAGUCGGCGCUUCGAACGGCCGCGACCGCCGUCGCAGGAGGCCCCGGAGCGGCCGAUGGGACCUUAUCGAGAGCGCAGAUACUCCGACAAGGAGGAGGCGAUUUACGGAGAGGCCGAGCGUUACGGGGCGGGCUCGCUCGAGCGAGAUCGCGGCUACGAGUCGAACUUCGAAACGAAACUGGAGAGAUCGAAGAUAAUCGAAAGACACGGUUACCACGCGGGUCUGCACGGUGCGAGUCUACAGAAGCGGGGCUCCAUGCCUCGCGGUAACGAGCAUAGCAAUGGCGAUACUAACAACAACACGCUCAAGAUGGAGCGGAAGCUUCUGCUGCCGCGUCAGUCGACCGCGAUGGGACAUCUCGCUCAAACCGGACGAGCUUUCGACGAGCCGAAGAGCCCGAAACUGGUGAAGCGGACCAAGUCCUUCUGGAAAUUCCGCCGGGACUCGGAGGUUCUGGAAGGUAUGGCGCUCUGGCAGCAUCGCUCGCUCGUGGACAUUCCAAAAAUGAUUCGCAAGGAAGGUAGAACGGCGGAGAAUCCGAGCAGGCAGCGGAGCUCGGAGGCCGACAGUCCGAAUUCGAGUCUGGGGGGGAACAGCGAGGGAACCAUCACGAACGAGCACCGGCACGAGGAGCCGAAGGCCGCCGAGAGGAGCCAGCCGCCCGACAAGACGGAUUACUUCGAGGAUUUCCCGACGCCGGCGGAGAGGUCGAAGAUCGCGGACAGGUCGGAGUACAAGAUGCAGCAGCAGCAGUCGGAGGAGCGCGCGUACUUCGUCGGUAACGUGUCGCGGAAGGCGAUUAUCGAGAAAGAACGUAGGCGCAGUCUCGAGGCGAAGCGCAACAUGAUCGUCGCCGAACUGAAGGUGAAUAACGAGAGCAAACGAAGUGAGAUGAUGGCGCGCGACAGGAGGAACUACGACGACGACGAGCCGGCGACGCUGAAUUUCAGCGAGACGGAGGCUUCCGACGAGGAGUCCACGUACAGCUGCAUCGUCGUGAAGGACCAGAGUAUGCCGGAAAAAACGCUGCUGCCGAGGACCAAGUUGAGGAGAGAGUCCGAUCGUGACAGGAACACCUGCGGCCCUUGGUAUGAUCUCUGGGGCGCGGACGCGUCUGUCAAGAAAAAGAAGAAGCAGAAGCAGCAAUAGAGGAGCUGGAAAAUUGGCAAAAUCUCAACGCUACGGAUAUUGAAUUUAAAGAACGGAAGAAUGAAUGUGUCUAUUUGGUAUGAAGUUUGUGCGAGAGAUCAAUUCACAAAUGACGGUCACAUGGUUAUAUCAUGUGAUUAGUUUUUCCAUUCAUUUACGAAAUGUUGAGAUUGAUUUUUUCAUCGAAUCUCAUAUCCGAUUUCUUGAUUUUUGUAUUAUAAUUUUUAAGGACAAAAGGUUCUACGCUUCGCAAAAUUCGUAACUUGAAACAAGAGAAUUUAACAUAGUUUUCAAGGUCCAUCUUCAUACCAAAUAAAUACGGGAGCUUUCCAGCAAAGAACAUAACCGACAUAAUGUGAUUUUCCGCAAUGACAUAGCUAAAAAUCAGAAUCGAAAAUUUUUUCGCAGUCAAUUUCAGUAAUUUUUAAAUUUUAUCUAGCACCAAAUAGUCUU